UUCUGUACAGUUCUUACAAUAAUUGGCAUGCUUUCUGUUUGUUUAGAUAUUAUUUGAUAUUUUCUUCACUCAUUAAUACAAUAAAUUUAAAAUUAGCCACGUACCUUUUGAAAUAACGUAAAGCAUGGGUCGAAAAAUUCCAGCCAAAAAACACCGUGGUGUUAAAGAUCCUUUGCUUCAACAUGCUCGUCGAAUGCAAGGUUUAAAAAAUAAAAUAAAUGCACCACCUAAAGAUCCUGAUGACCAACCUGUUCCCCAUUCUCUGACUCGGCUGUUUGCAUUUCAAAAUAAGGAUAAAGAAACUAGAAUUAAGGAUGUAAAGAAGAUCCAAAAAAGGAAGUUGAAAGAUGAAUAUAGUGGGUCAGGUAAAGAUAAAAACCCCAUAACUCAGCUAAAGAAACUUCCGGGUGAGAGUGGCAGAGGGUUCUCUCUUCGAAUAAACAGUGCAAUCCGAGCUCUACACGACCCAAUAAAUCAAGAUGACUACCCCCAAGAUUUGGAAGAAGAUGAUUCCAAAGGCGAACGAAUGAUGGCAUUGCGGGAACGCAGGCAGCGGAAACAUAGAAAGAAAAACGCUAAAACAGAUGAUGAAGAGCCUAAACUGACUCGCGGACAAAAACUAUCAUUGAAGAAAAAGACAAAGUUACUGAAAGCUAAGGAGGAAGAAGCUAUAAAAGAAGUGACAUAUGAUAAAGUGGAGUUUGGUGAAGUGACUCACGCGCCACCAACAUUUACAGUUCGACCUAAAAUGAGAGGACAGAACUUGAUGCAGGAUGGAGCGCCAAGGCCUGGGCGAAAGGAUUUACUGUUGACUUCCAUGUUGAGUGGCAAGACAAGUAAGAAGGAUGCAAAUAUCAAUGCAGCGGAUUUGGCAAGAAGAGAACGCGCUAGGUUGGAUGUAGUUGCUGCCUACAGAGAACUGAAGAAACAGAAGAGAGAAGAAAGUAAAAAUAAAAUGAAAUAAUACGUUUAUAAUAUUGUUAAUCUAAGUAUAAAUAAAUAUUAUUGUGUA
Messenger RNA from Leptidea sinapis, 1012 nucleotides. Its product is annotated as coiled-coil domain-containing protein 137. The transcript is spliced from 6 exons. The record is from RefSeq and is a predicted model, not a curated record. Bases 125 to 964 code for a protein of 279 amino acids. Lineage: Eukaryota; Metazoa; Arthropoda; Insecta; Lepidoptera; Pieridae.